UCCGGCCCGGUGCGUUGCCUAGCGAACUCGCCACGCCAAAACCGCUCUUAUUGUUCAAGACUUGACAAGACUUAAAAACUAAAGCAACAUGAGGGAAUGCAUCUCAGUCCACAUCGGGCAAGCCGGCGUGCAGAUCGGCAACGCCUGCUGGGAGCUGUACUGCCUGGAGCACGGCAUCCAGCCGGACGGGCAGAUGCCCUCCGACAAGACGCUGGGCGGCGGGGACGACUCCUUCAACACGUUCUUCAGCGAGACCGGCGCGGGCAAGCAUGUGCCGAGGGCUGUGUUCGUGGACCUCGAGCCUACUGUAGUGGACGAGGUCCGCACGGGCACCUAUCGCCAGUUGUUUCACCCAGAACAGCUUAUCACUGGCAAGGAAGACGCCGCCAACAACUAUGCGAGGGGCCACUACACCAUCGGCAAGGAGAUCGUUGACGUCGUGUUGGAUAGGCUCAGGAAACUUGCUGACCAGUGCACUGGACUGCAGGGAUUCCUCGUGUUCCACUCGUUCGGUGGAGGCACCGGCUCCGGGUUCACGUCCCUGCUGAUGGAGCGCCUCUCCGUGGACUAUGGGAAGAAGUCCAAGCUGGAGUUCUCCAUCUACCCUGCACCACAAGUAUCAACAGCAGUAGUAGAACCCUACAACUCCAUUCUCACGACGCACACAACGCUGGAGCACUCGGACUGCGCCUUCAUGGUCGACAACGAAGCCAUCUAUGACAUCUGCAGGAGAAACCUCGAUAUUGAGAGGCCGACAUACACCAACUUGAAUAGGCUUAUAGGACAGAUCGUAUCCUCCAUAACCGCGUCCCUCCGCUUCGACGGCGCCCUCAACGUGGACCUCACGGAGUUCCAAACGAACCUGGUGCCCUACCCGCGUAUACACUUCCCGCUCGCUACUUACGCGCCCGUCAUCUCCGCGGAGAAAGCGUACCACGAGCAGCUCACUGUCGCUGAGAUCACUAACGCGUGCUUCGAGCCGGCUAACCAGAUGGUAAAAUGCGACCCACGUCACGGCAAAUACAUGGCGUGCUGCAUGUUAUACAGAGGUGACGUAGUACCAAAGGACGUGAACGCAGCCAUCGCGACCAUCAAGACCAAACGGUCCAUACAGUUUGUGGACUGGUGUCCUACUGGGUUCAAAGUGGGCAUCAACUACCAGCCACCGACGGUGGUGCCGGGCGGCGACCUCGCCAAGGUGCAGCGCGCUGUGUGCAUGUUGUCCAACACAACCGCCAUUGCAGAGGCUUGGGCCAGGCUCGACCACAAAUUCGAUCUAAUGUACGCAAAGCGCGCUUUUGUACAUUGGUACGUUGGCGAAGGUAUGGAGGAGGGAGAGUUCUCUGAGGCUAGAGAGGAUCUCGCAGCGCUUGAGAAGGACUAUGAGGAGGUCGGGGUCGAUUCCACUGAGGGGGAACUUGAUGAGGAUAAUGAAUAUUAGAGGGGAGGCUGUGAUGUGCGAUUUAUAUGAGAGAUAGAGAGAGACAAAGGAAUAUUGCCUAUACCAUAGAGAUAAUAUAAAUAUGUACUUAAUUAGCUGUGAAUAGAGAAUACUUCAUAGAGGGAAUCAGUAUUUUGUCUCGUUCUG
Messenger RNA from Colias croceus (clouded yellow), 1588 nucleotides. It is a transcript of the gene Tua2, whose product is annotated as tubulin alpha-1A chain-like. Gene Ontology annotation, biological process: microtubule cytoskeleton organization; mitotic cell cycle. Gene Ontology annotation, molecular function: GTP binding; structural constituent of cytoskeleton. NCBI's taxonomy places the organism in Eukaryota, Metazoa, Arthropoda, Insecta, Lepidoptera, Pieridae. Gene Ontology annotation, cellular component: microtubule; cytoplasm. The record is from RefSeq and is a predicted model, not a curated record. The transcript is spliced from 10 exons. Bases 89 to 1441 code for a protein of 450 amino acids.